CAGUUCUUUGCCGAAUGAGAUUCCUAUCUCGUAAUUUAGCUUAUCCCUGGUCUAUUUUAGCUAGCUAGCCACCCAAUCAAUGUCUAUUAUUAUUCAAUUUUAUUAAUAUCGCCAGCCUAUCAUACACGUUGGACUUAGUUUCUUUUUAAAACAUAAUCAUGAAUACGAUGAUAAAUCGGGGAAGUUUUCAGACCCAGUUAGCUUCCAUUAUGGAAAUGCUAAGCAAAGCUGCUGUGGUUGAAAUCGGUAAACUUGUCGACGAGUGCUCGGCCGUUCUACGUUCUGAAAUAUCCCAGCACAUGAAUGAGAACGAUGCAUUAAAGAAGAAAUGUUAUCUGCUAGAGAUUGAAUUAAAGACUGUAAAACUCCACGAGCGUAAAAGGGUCAUUGCCAACCGUUGUCAGAAUGGAGUUCAGGUCUCGGGACAAAUAUUUACGCAUCGAGCAACAGAGAACCGAGAGAAGCAGUCUGCCCCCGCGAUAGAGAGUGUCUUUGGUAAGGACUGGUGCAUGGAUCUAUGGAGAGAUGGGGAGUCAAUCCCUCAGGAUAAAGAGACAACAAUUGGAUCGGCCAUCUUGGGCGAUGAUGGGGUCACUCAGGCAAUAGACUCGGAGGACAAUGAGCCUGACUUGGUGUUUAUCAAAGAAGAGCUGUUUGAGGAUCAGCCAGUGGACCAGCAGAGGGGACAUGCAAGCAACAGAAAAAGGAGCGUAGCUGUGGAGGAUGCUCCAGCAGUAGAGCGAGCAGCUGCCAGUCAACUUCACCUAUACAAGGGGGACUUGAACACAUACCCUGCAGGCAGCCAACAGGUACAGCCUGACACAGAGCAGCCCACAUCCAUUGAGAGCCUCAUGGAAGAUCCCACUCUGGCUGGUCUGGUUGACCACACAGCAGUGCCUGGCCCUGACACAGCCGAUGGGAUGUACAUGGACUAUCCUCCCCGCAACACAUACGUACCAAGAAACCGGCCAAGCCACCAGCAGGGAACUGGAAAAGACCUGAAGCAGCAGUUUGACUGUUUGUUUUGUGGGAAGAGCUUUGGUUAUUUGAGCUACUUGAAAGUCCACAUCAGACGCCACUCUGGAGAGAAACCGUUUGGCUGCACCGUUUGCGGGAAGCGCUUUGCUCAGAAGACGUACCUGAAGCUGCAUCAGCGUACACACUCUGGGGAGAAACCUUACAGUUGUACAGAGUGUGGGAAGAGUUUCUCUCAGAAGAGCUCGUUGAAUGUCCACCUCCGGAGUCACACCGGGGAGAAGCCUUAUAGUUGUGUCGACUGUGGGAAGAGCUACACCUAUAAACACGGUUUUAACACACACCAAUGUUUCAAUUAAUUAGAUUUUAAAUUUACAUUUCAACCUUGUUUUGAAAAUUGGCAACAUCUUUAACCGUAUUGUAAUCAUGGUGGUUUUCGGUAGGUAGAUUUUUUUAAAAAUAAUAUAAAGUUAUCAUUUUUGCUACUGUGUGCCCUAAUGAACAUGAUCAAGCUGUUACUCUUCACUACAUGGCAGAGAACUGUUCCAUUCAAGUUUUCACUCUGCUCUGUCUGUAGGAUUGCACACAAACACUGCCUUGUUGUCCCACAAUUGGCAAGAGACUAGAUGCCCCACUGUUAGAUGAAUAGACAUUUUUGAAAUAUCUCUAAAGACAUGUACUGUUUGUGUUAAACAGUGGUGGUCCAGAUACCAGUUGUUUGUGCUACUGUGAAGAAUGCCAGUGUAGUAGACCGGUCAUGUAAACAUGUGCCAAAUAAUUAUCUGUAAUGAAUUAAAUGGGUACAGUAAUACAUUUACUUAUUUGUACUCCAUAUGUUAUAAAAAUGUAAACAUGGCAAUGAUUAAAUGAUUGAAAUUGUAUACCA
Molecule: messenger RNA, 1861 nt
Organism: Oncorhynchus keta (chum salmon)
Lineage: Eukaryota; Metazoa; Chordata; Actinopteri; Salmoniformes; Salmonidae
Product: zinc finger protein 24-like
Exons: 4
Coding region: 159-1334 (391 amino acids)
Biological process (GO): regulation of transcription by RNA polymerase II
Molecular function (GO): RNA polymerase II cis-regulatory region sequence-specific DNA binding; DNA-binding transcription factor activity, RNA polymerase II-specific
Source: RefSeq, a predicted model, not a curated record